GGCCGCGAUCGCUCCCCGGCCAGUAGGCCUAUCGUUUCUGUUCAAAGGCAAGCUGAAGUGCGCUUCCUGAUCCUGUGGCUGUGCCUGUGGCUGCGCCAUUUAAACAGAAGUUACAAAUCUAGAAGCAGAAGAACCAGAAGCAGAGAAAUGGCAGAAGGCGAAGAAGAUGAUUAUAUGUCAGAUAGCUUUCUUGUAGAAAGCAAGGAUUCAAAACCCAAGCAGCUGGCAUGGGGGAAGACGGCUCGACUAAAUAAAAUGGAAGCCAAAAGAAAGGAAGCUGCUCAAAAAAACAAAUCAAAGUUCAAACCAGUGAAGGUGCGUGAGGAAGAGCAGAGACAGAAGGGUCUUAAUAGUGCAAUAUCAACACAGAGUAAAGGGUUUGCCAUGCUACAGAAAAUGGGCUACAAACAAGGUUCAGGGCUUGGAAAGACAGGAAGUGGAAGAGCAGAACCAGUUGGAAUUGAAAUUAAGACAGGAAGAGGGGGUCUUGGUCAGGAAAGCGAGCUGAAAAGAAAGCAAGAAGAGAUGGCAAAGAUGAGAGAAGUAAUGGUCCAUAAGAGAGCUAAAAUGGAGGUUUAUCACAAGGGAAACUUCCUGCAAAAGAUGAGUGAGAGGUUCUCUGAGAAAGAAGUUGAGAAAGACCUUAACAGCAGUCAGAAGGCAUGUGCUCAUCUCGAUCAGGCACAGGGUUACAGUGAACCAGAGGUAAUUUGGUACUGGCCUAAGAGAAUGCCUCCAGAAGAGGAAGUAGAGAAUGAGGAGGAAGUAGAGGAUGAAGUUGAAGAAGAGGAAGAGGAGACAGAAGAAUUAUCAAAUAUAGAUAAGCUGAGUGAAUUAACCCAUUACCUGAGGACGCAACACCUAUAUUGUGUUUGGUGUGGCACAGCAUUCAAUGAUGACAAAGAUAUGGAAGAGAACUGUCCUGGAAACAAUGCUGAUGUACACAGAUAACACCAAAUGGAGAGAAGCCAUCAAACCUUAUUUAAUAUUUCAGCUCUGGAUCAGUGACAGCUCACAUCUUCUGUCAUUACUGAACUUUACAACCUGGAACACUUGAUGACUGAAAGCCAAUAAUCUAUAUUGGAAAUGCCACUGCCUAGUAUUAAUGCAUUACUUAGUGUCAAAAACAUGUUGCUUCUGUUACAAUUGACCCCCUGAGUUCAGUCUGGAGCUCCAGAUAAGGCAAAGGUAAUUAACUAUGUUGAUAAAAUUCUGAAGAUUAUUAAUACAUGUACUCAUAUAUUUUUUUUGAGUUACGUACAGUUGAUGAGUUAUGAAUUGAAAUUCAUACUUAAUGUGAAAAGAAAAAUCUGCAAUAUUUCAACUGUAUGCACCCAUCAUUAAUUAAUGGGCAAUAGAAUUGAGUCUUUAUUGAAAUAACAUCUUUGAGGCCUCUGGCAGGAAAAUUUUUGCUACCAAAACUUUUCGGAUCAUUCUGAAUAUUGCAUACAUGACCAAGGAUUCAAUUUGAUACCACAAACAAUUCUUCCAUAAACCUCCUUUGACCUGUCCUAGAGUGACCUGUCUUGAGGGCAAAUUGACCCGUAUUCGGGCGUAGUUAUCGUCCCAAUAUUAAGUGGUAUUGGGCGAGCUCACGAAUACUAAAUACAUCUCUAUGGUGCUCACAAAGAAUACUCUCGCCAAAGCCGCUUGAAACAAAUAUUUUACCUUGGAAAAAUAGCUAUUCUGUCCGCAACACUUCCGGGUUUUCAACAUAGCAUAUUCAAAUUAGAUGAAGUCAGCAUGAUGCCGUAUAUCAAUAGCAAUAGAAAAAAAAGGUAGGAUCAGGGAUAUUUUUAUGGGUUACACCAAUACAACAUUUUUGUUUUUUGGCCUAAUGUUCUGAUUCACAGCAGCCUACUGAUGUAUUGCAGAUAGUCUGAUUUAAUAUAUAUUAAAAUGAUACCAAAUGUCUCUCAAUUCUACAUGUCACAAAUAUGUUGCCAAAUAUUGUGCUCAAGGAACACAAUUUACAAACAAGCAAAUUGUCUAAACUUACUCAAUAUACAAGAAAAUUUCCCCGUACGUAAUGUGAAAAUGCUCGUGGACAUACAAAGGCUGGUUACUCUGAAAGAAGAUUAGUGAAAAAAAAAGUGCGAGAGUGUCUGGAUUUGAAUAAAUAAAUCACUUAAUAAUCAAUUUAAAUGUCUCUAUGAACAAAGAACAGCAUUAAGGCAAUUAACAUACAUUUACUACCAAUAGUAGGCAUACUUCUGAAGAGAAAUUUAAUAAAUCUUUGACAAUGUGCCCUUUCCACUCCACAUCUGGUCACAGGCAUCAGCAUGAACACAUAUAGGAUUUGUGAACUUUUUGGAAGUGCAGAAUGUUGCAAUGCUGAAGAGUUUCCAGCAAACCUGAUGGCAUUCUUGCAUUUCUCUUCUAAGGUGUUGUCUCAGUCAUUGCCGAUAUGUACCUGAUGAUGGUAGGUCAGGGCCUUAGAAUUCAAGCAAUGUUGUAUACAUUCUGUGUUAUGUACCUCAUUGUUACCUACUGCUUGAUUGGCUAAGUCAAUGAAAUGUGUAUCCAUGUUCGAAUUGAAACCAUCCAAACACUGACUGAAAAUCUCAAUUCUAUAGCUGUCGGCAGUAUUAUUAGUGGAGAGAUUCCUCCUUGUCUGAGAGAAGCACCUAUGUGGUAUCCUCAUUUCUCCCCCAGCCAAUCGACUCAUGUGCUUCAUGUCUGGGUACACAUUCCUGUCAAACUUUGUCUUACUAUUUGUCCUUAUCUCGGAAAGCUCAUCCUGGACUAGCUUCACAUCCGUGUAUGCUUCUAGGAUGUCUAUGUUGCAUCUUUAAAAUAGACAACUGAGACAUUUGGUAACCCAAAUAUGAAGUGACAUAUCUGGAUAGCUGCAAUGAACACAGAAACAUAUCUGAUAUACUUCUAGCUAAUCCACUUGCCUGGGUGACAGUGUCUCAGACCUAUUCCUCUUCUGACUUAAUCUUAUCCAAGGUACUUGAAACAGUUUCAUGCAUGAUAUGGAAUUCUUCAUAGACCUGUUGCCUUUCAACCUACCUGGUUUCACAGAGAAACCUUUGCAAACAUUUUUUUAUUAUUUUUUUAAAUAUUUAGGUAUUUAUUGAUAUAAAUCAUAAAAAUCACAAUAUUUUCAAAGGAUUUACAUGAUUAAAAACAUAAAUUCAUGGAACAUGAAAAGAAUGAAAUAGAAAUAAAAGGCAAAUUAUAUAAGUAACAAGAAAAAGUUUUUAAGAGGGAAUCUCUGAGACAGGGAAAAAGAGACAAACCUUCAAGAAAAAAGAACAUGCCGUACGAGAGAACCCCCGCCCCCUGCUUCCUCACUUUCUCUCACUCCCUCUUGCACACACGCUCUUACAUGAACACUUCCACCCCCCCAUACAAACCCACCCAAAUAUCUAUGAACAGUUUUCCUUCUGAAUUCUGGUAUGCAAGUCUGUCCGGUAAAGGAAGAAAGCUUUUUCCUUCAUCUAUAAAAUACUUGAGAUGGUCUAACUUAUUCUGCUUUUCCAGCACACGCCUCAAAAAAUCUUCCGAUGAAUAAAUCUGGUCACCCUUGAACUUACUGUUCUUGAAUUUUGAAAUGCAACAUGAAUCAUCCUUGGUUUUAUACCCUUUAAAGGUCUGGUUGAGUCUGCGCUGGAUUUAACCAUCUCCUGACACUUCUCAUCUGGGGCCUCUGGAACUCUAUGGAGCACCAGAUUAUUUUGUAUGCUCUGGUUUUCCAAGUUGUCUCAUUUCUCCACAUCUCCUACAUCACCCUUUUCAACUCCACCACAUCAUCCAGGUGCAGCUAGCAUGCAAUGAUUUUUUCCGCAUUCUUAUCAAUCUUCAACUCAAACUCAUCUAGCCUCUUAACAAAUUAAUGUUCCAUUCGUUCUCCUUAAUGAGAGAAGCGUUCAUCCAACUUCUGUGAGAAAGUGAUGAACCUCUUGGGUGGCUGUCCCUCAAUUUCAAUCAAAUCCUGAGAACAUGAGAUCAUGAUUCAACACAUCAUCGUAGUUGCUUACCACCGUUACUAGUCAAGAAUGGUGAAAUGCAGAGAUUAUAAUGAAGGCAUGCUUUCACUUUAUUUCAGAUUAGGCACCCUCCAAACUUUUGUUAUCAUGAUUGCUUGUAAUUUGUCCUGUCUGUUCAAAUUUAUAUCAGUUAUUUCUUUCUCUAGACAUCUCUGUCUUUAAGGAGAAUCCCUGAAGAAAAGGCUAACUGCAUGCAGAGUAAUUAAUGUGCAUGUUAUUUAUCUCUUGAACUUUUGAUGGCUCUGUUAUGACUUACUUUAAAAUGUGACUCGCACACUGGAAGUAGUGUGCAUUUAGUGACUCCUAUUUGAAAUUUGCUACCAGCCCCUCUUUACAUUUUGCAGCACCAACAUAUGUUUGUGAUUGGAAGUUACUUGAUUUAAUCCUAUAAGGCCCUAUGUUAGGCUUUGGAAGUAUGGUUAUAUAGUUACACACUGGAAUAUAUGGUUCUUUUCCAUUACUUUGUUUUUCAUUUCAAUUAGAGAAAUUGUUAUUAUUAUAAAAGAAAACAAAGAACAUGUUGUUUCAUAUAACCCAAUGACUAAUUACAC
Lytechinus pictus (painted urchin) is the source of this 4546-nucleotide messenger RNA. RefSeq names its product G patch domain-containing protein 11-like. Gene Ontology annotation, cellular component: kinetochore. Gene Ontology annotation, molecular function: nucleic acid binding. Bases 148 to 951 code for a protein of 267 amino acids. The record is from RefSeq and is a predicted model, not a curated record. NCBI's taxonomy places the organism in Eukaryota, Metazoa, Echinodermata, Echinoidea, Temnopleuroida, Toxopneustidae. The transcript is spliced from 7 exons.